Maniola jurtina (meadow brown) is the source of this 564-nucleotide messenger RNA. RefSeq lists its product as uncharacterized. The transcript is spliced from 2 exons. Lineage: Eukaryota; Metazoa; Arthropoda; Insecta; Lepidoptera; Nymphalidae. Bases 68 to 511 code for a protein of 147 amino acids. The record is from RefSeq and is a predicted model, not a curated record. Gene Ontology annotation, molecular function: protein dimerization activity.
UUCAAUUAAGGAAUUUUCAACAAGAUUUUCUCAGUUCAAAGAAUUAUCAGAAACGGUCAAGUUUAUUAUGUACCCAGAUGUAACGACCUUUCAUACACUGAACUUCUCCCAGUUCGAUUGGUUGGAAAUUGAAGAUUUUGAAAUGCAGCUGAUUGAUUUCCAAUCUAGUUCAAUUUGGAUACAAAAGUUCAUAGACAUGAGAAAAGAAUUAGAGUUAAUUGAAACAGAAAGAUUGACCAGUAAAGAUGCCAAUAAUAAAAUUUUAGAAACCUGGAAUGCGUUGCCAGAAACAUUUAAUUGUUUAAAGAAGCUGGCUCACGCUAUUCUAACUGUAUUUUCAUCAACAUAUGCCUGCGAGUCAUUGUUUUCAGAGAUGAAUAACAUCAAAGACUCUGUUAGAAAUAGACUGACUGAUGAAUCAAGUUCAGCAUGCAUUCUGCUAAAAGUAACAUCGUACAACCCCAAUAUAAGUCAAUUAUCGUCCAAUCUGCAACAACAGAAGUCGCACUAAUUUUUAAUUGCUCUUGUAAUUGUAUUUUUGGUAAAUAUAGAGCUUUGAGUUGA